Molecule: messenger RNA, 3208 nt
Organism: Westerdykella ornata
Lineage: Eukaryota; Fungi; Ascomycota; Dothideomycetes; Pleosporales; Sporormiaceae
Exons: 3
Coding region: 136-2916 (926 amino acids)
Source: RefSeq, a predicted model, not a curated record
GACGCCCUCAGCAUCUACGACAGCAACAACCACAACAACAACGCAUGAUCAGGUUUCCUCUGCGGCCACAGUCACCGCCUGUUUCAGGCUUCUUUCCAUGCGCGUGCAUGGAUCCUCACCCACGGUGAGACUAACAUGUCUCCCAGCUGCAUGGACCUCCCCGACCUCUUCCCACGCGUAACGCCUCGGGCUUUGUCGCCCUCAGAGCCCGAAGCCAGCUUGAAUGCAAAUAUGGCGCCCGCUGCUCCCGACGAUACGAGGCCGCCUCCGCGUCCCGAAGAGUUGAUAGAUCACGCAAGUUCUACUGCAACUGGUGGCGAUGGCAGCGCACGCUCGGAGUUCCCUCUGGAAGCGACAGUACAGGGCGCAAAGGGCAAGACCAAGGCGAGGAAGGGCCCGCUCAGGCUGCUAGACCUCCCGGUCGAUAUUCUGAAAGAAAUCAUACAUCAACUCCCUCACACGAAUGACCUCACCUCGCUCGCGCUAUGCCAUUCGGCCCUCCAUCGAUUGACAAUCCCAUACAUCUACUCUCGCUUUGAUAUUGUGUGGCCCGAUGAGAGCAACCACCCAGAUCCGGGCAAGGGCGUCGAUGCUCUCACAUUUGGCCUUGCGACGUUGGUCAUGGGGUGGGAUACCUUCCCGCAUCAAGCUCGGCGAGGGCUGAGUCCUGUAGGCGGAGGAACCCCACGAAUCGAGCCCGAUCAGAGCGACGAUCCAGAGGCGCUGUACCCGUUGCCGCGCAUGCGAUUUGGAAACUACUAUGCUCAGUACACCAAGAAGUUUUCCCUCGGGAAUGGUCCGCCGAUGUGGGUUCAGGAAUACAUCAUCUCCAAGGAGAGUGGGAAAAUGCUCGGUACCCUAGUUGCAAUGGCUGUGGCCCGGAUGAUUAAUCUCGAGACCUUUAUAUGGGAUAUGCCUACUGGCGUGCUGAGCGACGUGUGGAGGGCGCUGUCUAGCCUCGCUUAUAGAACAGACGGCCAGGAGUGCCGCCUUGAACGUCUCUGGGUUCGUUGGCACGACAAUACGAUCGAUUCACCCGCUCCGCCGCCAGCGCCACCGUUAAUCGUGAAUAACCUACCUCCGCCGCCGAACACGACGCAUCCCAGCGGAAUGGGCACCCUCCAAAUGGCUGGUCCGAUCCCACCUUCAUCAACUACAGCGUCUGCAGUCGAUCGCGUCGAACACCCCACAUUCUCCGUCAUCCCCGCCCUGAAGAGUCUGAGUGUCUUGGAUAUCGACGAGCUACCCUAUCUCGACGAAAUGAGCAUCCUGAUAGCGAGAUCUCAAAGGAAACUGCGCGAACUCAGAGUCGGAAUUGCCCCUCAUGCGCAAGACCGAGAGUGGGUGACAGCAUGGGAAGGCCCCGGCAUCCAGCAAGUCGAUUACAGUACGACGUCGACGGCUGCAUGCUCGAUAAGCGAAAAGCGGCUGGGCGGGGUACUUGGGAUUCUCGUGGGGAGGGUGCACAACAUGCGCCACUCUGAGCAGCAGCCAACCGACCGACGAGAUGCUGUUGAAUUGGCGCCGGCAUCCGCUACUACGCCCAUGAAAGAUGGAUUCGCGGCCCCGGUUUCGGUACCUUCUCAGGAUGCUCAGCUGGAUCGGGAUUCAGAUUCGACGGAUGACAGUUUUGAGAGUGCUUCGGAUGAGCCUUUGAGGGCUGGCAAUGAACCCCCAUCGGAGUCUGAACGGAAAUCAAACCAGCAGCACAUCCUGUCGAGCCUACCAAACGAGCAAUCCGACCACAGCAGAGUCGGUGGUGGUCGACAAGUGAUUGCUAGUCCUAACCAACGCAUGCUCACUGGCAAGCUGAAUCUGGAAGUGCUCGAACUGGAACGCGUCCCGGUCUCAGUAUCUGUUCUCUUGAAAGCCUUCAACUGGUCAACGUUAACGACUCUGACACUUCUGAAUUGCAACAAUCAUGAGCAACUGUGGAAAGCAUUGCGGAGAGAAUUCACCCCUCGAUCAGCCAUCCCCCAAGGUCCGGCUUCGUCUACUACCGCGUAUAAAGCUUCAUACACUCUUCGACAUCGCAGCGAAUACAGGCUGAACAUCAAGAAAAUCCACACAAAUACGGUUUCCCCAUCUCUCAUCUCCUUCAUCAAGGAUGCCCUGGCGCCCAAUACGCUUGAAGUGCUCUUCCUGCAAGAAGGGAGGUCGUAUUCUGGGGCUGUGUCUAUUGACGCCAUAUACCGCGGUCCGCUUAAACGGCACCGUGGGAGUCUGAAGAAGUUGAUGAUUGAUAGUAGUGAAAGGGGACCAGAUGGUCAACCUACCAAUAGUCUCAGAUGGCGCAGAUGGGUAUUGAAUCGCGAGAUCAUCUCCUUCAUUACCAGCGGUCGCAUGACGAGCCUUCGCGAGCUGGCAUUUUCAAUUGACUACAAAGACUGGCACCACUUCCUGCAACGACUUCCUCAGAUACCACACCUCCGUUCGCUGUACAUCCCGUUCAUCGCGGAUCACGUACAUGGCAACAACCUGGAUCCCCGAGAACUGGCGAUGCAGGUUCUCGAUAUCGUCCAUCUACGUCCGGAGAUACAACUUUGCUACAUGGGCAUCACAACCAAGUGUUUCGAGAUCCUGGAGACGAAGCCAUGCGCCAACGAUCUUCGGCACGAGAAUAUGCAUGACGGGCCCUAUGCGACUCAAGAUCAGCUUUCCUCUGACGACGACGAAUCCGAAGUUACGGAGGAUGACAUCGAAGAUGACGAUUUCGACGAUAUGCCCGGUGCCGGUGGUGCUGGCGAGGAGACGGCGUCGGAGACAUCGGACGAUGGUGGCCAGCAUGAGGAUUCGGAUGACGAUUCUUUCCUGCAGGACGAGCGGAAGGCGCCGAGGCUGCGGAUUCGGGAGAUCUUGUUUUAUGAGGAGAAGAUUGAAACGUUACGGGCUAGACAUGGUAUUCUGAAGCCAUGACAUGGCACGGGGAAUUGAGGGCACGGCACUCAUUGGCGGGCCAGAGACACACUGUGUUUUUGCUCUUCGAUCACGAAUAUUGGUUUGAGGCGCUUUAUGGGGGGGCCCGGUGUUUAAAGAGCGUGCAUAUGGCCGCUAGGUCGGACAUGGGCAGGCGCUUUUAUGUGGGCUGUGAUUUGCUCCAUGGUGUAGAUUAUCUUUUGCAAGGGACGUUUGAUCGAAUGGGAGUUCCUUGGACAGUCCUAACAUUGAAUAGUAUACGUUCAUUGCUUCUCGUGCAUAGGGUGAUUGG